GAACUAAAAACCAAGUUAAGAGACUGACAUUACCUUUCUCUCCUUCUUUAUUUUGCUCCCUUCUUCUCUGUCGGCUAUUUAUCUGCAUCUGCAUCUGCAUCUCUUUCUGUGUUCCCACCCAACUUCCCUUAUUUCCCGUUCUCAUCAAUUCUUUCUCUCUCAUCUACACUUUCGAGAUCGAUUCAUCCCACUCUUCAUCUCCCUUUUCAGGUAGCGCAAAUGACGGCGGAGGAGGUGUUGAACGUAAGCAGCAAAGAAAUUCCCGAUAACAACGGCGAAGAUCACCACAAGAUCAUAACGGAGCACCGCAAUGGCGAUGUUAAGGAAAUUUCAGAGAACGGCAAUGUCGGUGGCGAGGUAGUUUCCGAUUCAAGUACUUCAGAUCCGAUCGUCACCGUUGACGGCAAUGACGCGGCGGUAGAAGAUCACAAGGUGGAAGAUGAAUCUCAACGUGAAUGCGAGGUAGUUAAUGAUGAUAAUAAUAGUAACAUUAAGGAGAAUGAUUCUGCGUGUGAAACGAAGACCGUUGAUGUCGUUGAGAAGGAAGGGGAGAUUUGUCAAAACGGUUCGGGAUCUGAUGUGAACGACGUUCACGUGAGUGACACUGUUGCGGAGGUUGGUGAUGAAUUCGCAAGUGUUCAAAACGGUGUGUCGGAUAAAGAAUCAAACGAGAUUCGUGAAGGAGUGAAGGUCGACGACGAUCGUGAAUUGGAGAGUGUUGAAAACGGUGUCGUUUCUGAGAAUGAGAUUUGCGUUGCUGCUGACGUGGACAAAAGUGAUCGCGAAUAUGAAGGUGUUGAAAACGGUGCGGUGGAUAGGGAUGAAGAAGUUAAAUUGGAGAGCGUUGAUGUUCAAAACGGUGUUGUUUUGGAGAGUGAGAUUUGCGUUGAUGCUGAUGUGGUUAGGGAUGAAAAAGAUAAAGAGAUCGAGGUUCCUGUUGUUGUUGAAGAAGAAGUUACUACUGCUGCUGCUGCUACAGAUGCGGUGGAGUCUGUUGAUUCUGAUGUGGUGGAAGGCAGCGAGUCUAAGUCCAAAGAUCAUGAAAUUGUGGAGAGCAAAAACGUUGACGGCGUAGAUGUUGUUUCGGAUGAGAAGAACGAAAUUGCUGUUGAUGUUGAUGGAGUCUGUGAUGAUGCAGAUGUGAAGGAAUGUGCAGUUGAAGAUACUCAAAAUGGUUUAGAGAACGCAGUGGUUGAGUCUGUUUCUGAUACGGUUGUUGAAAAUGGUGUGGCAGAGGUUGUUGAAAAUGGUGUGGCAGAGGUUGAGGAGAAUGUGAUUCCUGUUGAUGGCAGCGGCCAAUUGGAGAAGUCUGGUGAGGGAUCAGAAUCUCAAGUUUUGGAUGAUGUUGAUGAAGGUGAACAUGAAAAUAAACCUUCUGUUAAAGAGGAGAGCGAGGUUGAACCUUCUGAUAAUGCUGUUAAGGGUGAAGAUGAAUCUUCUAUUGAAGUGUCGGAGAUGAAAAUCGAUGAAGUUGAGAGUGAAGCUGAACCUUCAAAGGAAGCAGUGGAGAGUGUAGCUGAAGUUUCGGACAAUGUAGUGCAGAUUGAGGCUGAUCCUUCAAAGGAGGAAGCAGUGGAGAGUGUAGCUGAAGUUUCGAACAAUGUAGUGCAGAGUGAGGCUGAUGCUUCUGUUGAUGUGCCUGCUUUGAAAACCGAACCUGCGGUGAUUGAAGCUGAACCUUCAGUUGAAACUGAAGGUGAAGAAUCCAAACCUUCCCAAGAAACCGAAGGUGAAGAUUCCAAACCUUCCCCAGAAGCAUCUGCCACCGAUGCUAUUGAUGAACAGAAUAUAGUCACCGAGGUGGUGAGGAGGCCAUUCUAUUAUUUGAUCCGGGUUCCGAGAUAUGAUGAUGAUGAAAAUAUUAAAGAACAGAUUCAAAAGGCACUUCAGCAAGUAGAGGAGAAGACUAAAACCCGAGACGAAAUCCGAGCUGAAAGCCAAACUAAAAAGGCCAUUUGUAAGGAGUAUGGUCAAGAAUUUAGAGCUGCAAUACAAGAAGAGAGAGCUGCUCGGGACUUGCUCAAAUCGAAACGGCAAGAGAUGGAUUCAAUUCAAUCCAUCAUGAACAGAUUAAACAAUGCACUUUCUGUAGGGGAUAUAGAUGGCAAGAUUAGAAACAUGGAACACAUGAUCCAGCAUGAAACUCUGCCUCUAAAAGAAGAAAAGCAAUUGAUCCGCCAAAUUAAACAAUUGAAGCAGAAUCGCGACGAGUUGUCCACUAUUAUUGCAAAACAGGACCAAUCACAAUCUCUAGAUGAUAAAGACAGUAUUGAAGAGCACUCUAAGCAAUUACAGCUUUUGAAGAAGGAAUUGGAAGUGCUUAGAAGUAAUGUUUUGAAGACAGAAGCAAUAACUAAAGCAGCAAAGAAGAAAUAUGAUGAAGAAUCUAAUCAACUGAGUGAGGUUCUGGCUCGGUUUAAGGCUGCUGAUGACCUUCGUCAAGAGGCAUAUGUCAAGUUACAGACUUUGAAAAGGCAAUUGCAUGAGAAGAGCAAAUAUUUUUGGGAAUACAAGAACGCCUCAACGAAAGGGCAAGAACUAGCAAUACAAGGGAAGAAAGAGGAGCUGCAAAGCUUCUGUAUUGAUCAGGCUGAGCGAAUAAUGGAAAUGUGGAACAAAAAUGAAGAGUUCAGAAAGAACUAUAUCCGAUGCAACACCAGGAGUACACUGAGGAGACUGCAAACUUACGAUGGCCGAUCGCUUGGUCCUGAUGAAGAGCCUCCUGUGAUUCCUAAUGCCUUCGUUGAAAGAACUUCCAAAAAUGACUCUUUGGUCUCGCGGUCAAUUCCUGAACAACAAAAGAAAUCAACACCAACAGAAUCUGUUAAUACAAAGGAUGAACCGGCUUCUGAGGUUGCGGUACAAAAACCUGAAAUAGAUCAGACAACUAAAGCUAAAAAGCCUGCUAAACCAGCUCCUUCGGAGAAGAAGUCAAAGGCUCCAGUUCGGCGUUGGGGAGAUGAGUCUGAUGAAGAUACGAAAGAAGAACCUAAGGAACCUGUGAGAACAAAGGAGGAAGAGGAGCGGAUCUUAAAGGCUGAAAAGGCGAGGAAGGAGGAAGAAGAAGCAAAGCAAAAGGAAAUGAAAAGGCUAGAGGAAAUUGAGAAAGCUAAAGAGGCACUGCAGAGGAAAAAGCGUAAUGCAGAGAAGGCCCAACAAAGGGCUGCCUUUAAGGCACAAAAAGAAGCUGAACAAAAAGAGAAGGAAAGGGAGAAAAGAGCAAGGAAGAAGGGGAAAAGAAAGGGAGUUUCUACUGAAGAUAUUGUGGACAAUACAGAACAAGAAUCUGCAGCUUCUCCUAGCUCUGAAACUCUGACAAGAACUACAGAAGUAAGUGAUCAGAGUGAAAAACCAGUUGAGGUAAUAAAAAGGCCGGUGAAACCAUCUCAAUUCGUGAAGCAGAACAAGGUGAAAUCUUUGCCGAUGGCUAUUCGCAACCGCGGAAAGAGACGAAUUCAACCAUGGAUGUGGUGGGCUCUAAUUGCAGUUCUGGUUGUUGCUGCCUUGUUUUAUAUAGGGAAUAACAGCUCCUUGAGAUCUUCUUUUCAAAGCUAUGGUUUCUGAGGACACUACAAAGUAAACUUGCUUCGAUGCUAAGCAAUCAUUAGGUGUUUGCUAGGGGAUGAUACCCUUAAUAUUUAUUAUUACAUAUAUACAUAUAGAAGCAAUUCUUUGGUGCCUUUUACAUUUUUUUGCUUCUAGUUUUUGGUAUGUAGUCAUUAUUAUUAUUUUCUUUCAAACCAAUAUUUGUUACUUUGCGAUGUGAUGCGAUUUUAACUGAUUGAUUGCUUCUGCGACCAAUUAUUAUGGUAAUAAAUUAUUGUGGAUUGUGGGUUUUCUUUA
This is a messenger RNA of Cicer arietinum (chickpea), 3843 nucleotides long. RefSeq lists its product as uncharacterized. Lineage: Eukaryota; Viridiplantae; Streptophyta; Magnoliopsida; Fabales; Fabaceae. The record is from RefSeq and is a predicted model, not a curated record.